CUUUAGAACUUCAAAAACUUUGAAUAGCGGCGGAUGGCCAACUCUUGAACAGCUCUCGUCCCAGUGGCUUACCGAAAGACCCAACUCACGUCGAUUUCAACUCAGAAAGCUUCAAGAUGCAGCUCAAGGAUACUCAGCGUCUCGAGCUGCCAGCCGCGGGGGAUUUUCAUGUCCACCUCAGGCAGGGUGAAGUGAUGGAACUGGUCACACCUCACAUCCGCAAGGGCGGCGUAGACACUGUGUUCGUCAUGCCUAACCUGCAACCGCCCAUCACCACCGUUGCCCAGGCCGUCGAGUACCGGUCCAAGCUGCAGGCUAUUGAGCCCAACGUCAACUAUCUCAUGUCUCUCUACUUGCAUUCUUCCAUCACGCCCGAGGUCAUCGCCGAGGCUGCCAAGGCCGGCAUCGCAGGUGUUAAGCUCUAUCCCCAAGGCGUCACUACGAACAGUGAGAGUGGAGUCGCUGGGGACUUCAUUACUGCCUUCAACGAGACGUUUUCUGCGAUGCAGGAACACGACAUUGUUCUCAACCUGCACGGCGAGGUGCCCGGCGCGCCUCCAAGCAAGGACGUCACCCUCGAGGAGGCUUUCCUCCCCACGUUGAAGAAGCUGCAUGAGACGUUCCCCAGGCUCAGAAUCGUCCUCGAGCACUGCUCGACGGCUGCUGCCAUCUCUGCAGUCAAGUCUUGUGGACCGGAAGUCGCUGGCACCAUCACUGCGCACCACCUCUACUUGACCGGCGAUAUCAGCGAGGUCGACCCUCAUGCGUUCUGCAAGCCGAUUCCCAAGACUCCUCAGGACCGGGACGCCCUGCUCAAGACUGUCGCCAGCGGUGACCCCAAGUUUUUCUUCGGCAGCGACUCGGCCCCUCACCAACUAUCCACCAAGUCCGCCACGCCUCCGCCCGCAGGAGUCUUCACACAGCCCGUGGCAGUCCAGCUCGUCCUGCUGGCUCUCGAAGAGGCCACAGAGAAAGGGAUCGUCAGCGAGGCGGACAUCACCCAGGACAGGCUAGAGGCGUUCCUGAGCCGGUCGGGCAGGAAGUUCUACAAGCUUCCCGAGCAGUCGCCGGCGGCGGCCGCGGCGGGGAGCAAGAUCGUCCUCGAGAGGAAGCAGGGCGAGACGAUCCCGCAGAGCAUCAAGAGCGCGGACGGCAAGGCCGAGAUUGGCAUUUCAAAGGCCGGCGCGCAGGUCUUUGCCUUGAGCUGGGUCUGAGGGAGGAGGGGGGUCCGGCGGCGAGGGUUUUGAGGGAGGAGGAGUUUCUGUCCCAAUGAGCGGAAGAAGCGAAGGCAGGGGAUUUACAAUAAAAAGUCCUGUUGGGUUUCUUUUUGGGGGCCUGGUUUUGAGUUGAGCCGCGUGGCACCAACUAGAAUUUCUCCUUUGACUCAAUGAUCCGUAUGGACG
Microdochium trichocladiopsis is the source of this 1403-nucleotide messenger RNA. RefSeq lists its product as uncharacterized. Gene Ontology annotation, cellular component: cytoplasm. The record is from RefSeq and is a predicted model, not a curated record. Gene Ontology annotation, molecular function: dihydroorotase activity. Lineage: Eukaryota; Fungi; Ascomycota; Sordariomycetes; Xylariales; Microdochiaceae. The coding region runs from base 117 to 1214 and encodes 365 amino acids. Gene Ontology annotation, biological process: pyrimidine nucleotide biosynthetic process; 'de novo' pyrimidine nucleobase biosynthetic process. The transcript has 7 exons.